GUCGCUGUGCGGAUGGUCAGCAUUCAGUUCCAGUCAGUUGGGUACAACACUUUCAGGAGUCGAGUUCCAAGGAUUAGGAUCAUAAUCAUGUUGAAGUUACUGGUAGUACUUUGCGCUUUAGUCGUUCUCGGUAGUGCAUAUCCCGCGGAGAAUUUGAGUCAAUCAGUUGAGGGUAGAGUCCCAGGCCCGGUAGAUGAUUUAGAAGCUGGGCAAGGUAGCUCCGCUUCAGUCGCUGACGAACCGGUGAAGGAAGAUUUGGAAAGAUCGGAAACUUUCGGAUUCGGCUACAAACAUUACUAUCCCCGUUACUACGGAUACAGCAGUUACUAUCACUAUCCACGUUACUAUUAUUCCCACUAUCCGCGAUACUAUUACUGGUGAAAAUAAAGUGCAUUGAACUAUUUACCAAAUUUCGGCUAAGUGCAACAAAACUAUUUGUACAAAUAAAGAACUGAUCAAACAACUUA
Messenger RNA from Malaya genurostris, 467 nucleotides. RefSeq lists its product as uncharacterized. The record is from RefSeq and is a predicted model, not a curated record. The coding region runs from base 13 to 381 and encodes 122 amino acids. The transcript has 2 exons. NCBI's taxonomy places the organism in Eukaryota, Metazoa, Arthropoda, Insecta, Diptera, Culicidae.